Messenger RNA from Ceraceosorus guamensis, 1078 nucleotides. RefSeq names its product Pcc1-domain-containing protein. The transcript is spliced from 2 exons. The coding region runs from base 196 to 645 and encodes 149 amino acids. NCBI's taxonomy places the organism in Eukaryota, Fungi, Basidiomycota, Exobasidiomycetes, Ceraceosorales, Ceraceosoraceae. The record is from RefSeq and is a predicted model, not a curated record.
CUUGGAAUGAAGACUGUUUCUUAACUAUUUACCUUGCCCUCCCUCGUCCACUGUUCACGCUCUGCUGUGUCAUCUCUCUCCAAGGUCUCCACUCUGGGUGCAAUCCACUUCCGCUCCGCUGCUAGCACUCCGGUCUUCCACAACCAUACCCCCUCUCGAAGUGAUUUGGACUAUCGGCCAGCAAAGCUGUGCGCGAUGGCAGUGGAGCAAGUAAGAAGAGGCGAGACUGAGCAGUCUCAGAUCUUUCGCGCUUAUGCUCCCAAGCGUGACCCCUCUGGCGAGCUGCUUCACAGAGUCGUUGUCGACAUACCGCUUCCAACGCACGAAGAUGCUCUAAGACUGGCCACGAUACUCUCCCCAGACAUGCCUCUCAAGCCCAGCGACGUCCAUCUCACCUUCGAGGUACGAUCCCAGAGUCCCAUCCUCAACCUCACCAUCCGAGCCCGAACCGUCCGACAAUUGCGCUUGGCCUGCAACUCGGCUCUUGAGGAUGCCAAGCUAGUCGUGGACACGAUGGCUGCUUUCGCUCCUGGAUCCGACACCGCAGCGUCCGAGACACGCGAGGAGGGCAAGUCAGAACCGGUGGGCAAGCGCAAAGAAGGAGGUCCCGAGGUGGAGCUGGGCAGUAUUGGAAGGGCUGGUUGAGACGCAUUGCAGCAUCUGUCCACCUCUCGAGUUGCCAUCACCAGACUACGCAGGCAUUCUACCGCUUCUCUGGCCGGAUACGAGCGCAGCAUCAUUGCAGCGCAUACAGGGGUUCACGUUCAGAUAGCACCGCAUCCACUCCUUCUGACAUCCCGCGGUGGAAAUGGGAAGAGCACCGCUCCGGGGCGCCAGAGAGCGGCUUCUGUUCGUGCGCUUCAGCUUCCACUUACGUCUGGCCCGCUGUCACAAGGAGCCAGCUCGCCGACGUCCGCUGCGCCUCAAGGUAUGACUUCCCGCACCGCCGAGAUCACGCCGGCGCUGACUCAGCAGUCUAGCCGCGCAUCAUUCGGAGAUCCCGCAUGCCGUUGUACGUCUCUGUACCGUGCCGACAUAGCACUGCACGCCCAACGCCGACAACCUUUCGAUGGCCGAC